Plectropomus leopardus (leopard coralgrouper) is the source of this 1568-nucleotide messenger RNA. RefSeq names its product scratch family zinc finger 2 (gene scrt2). Lineage: Eukaryota; Metazoa; Chordata; Actinopteri; Perciformes; Serranidae. Gene Ontology annotation, molecular function: RNA polymerase II cis-regulatory region sequence-specific DNA binding; DNA-binding transcription factor activity, RNA polymerase II-specific. The record is from RefSeq and is a predicted model, not a curated record. Gene Ontology annotation, biological process: regulation of DNA-templated transcription.
UCUCUCUGUCUGUCUCCAUCUCUUCUCUUCCUCACUGGUCCCUUAAGCCUGCUGCAUCACAGGAGCUAUCCAGUGCUGAACAGGAUCGCUUUAUUUUUUAUUUUUUUAUUUUUCUGGGGGAAGCUGGGGGAGCCAGAGAGUAUCACACAGCAUUGCCGUCAGCCUUGUUCUCCACUGGUUUCCAUUUUCUUUCUUAUCUUAUGUUUUUGGCCGUUGUCUUCACAUUAACCGCAAGGAUUACCGUCAAGCCAGCUCUGCUCGUGUGCUUCCUCAGAGGGUCUCUCAUUUUCUCUCAUGCGUUUUUCUCAGCUCUGUGUUUUUAUCCAUUGAAACAUGCCCCGCUCAUUUUUGGUGAAGAAGAUCAAGCUUGAUGAUUUCUCUUCGUCCAAUGUGGCCACUUCCAAUCAUCAUCACCACCUGGACGACUCGUUCACUUUUGCACGCUCCAUCACAGACUCGGUGACCAGCCUUGGGGUUCGUCUCAGUGAGAAUGGCUACAUCCAGGAUUACAUCACGCCAUCUGUAUACCAGGGGGAGAAGAAGAUGGAGCACAAGCUGGCCUCGCCGGUGUCAGACCCCCUUUACACCCAGGUGAGCAGCGGAGAGGAGUACUGUGACCCCGACCUGAAGCACCCCGACAGCCCCCAGUCUGGCAUGACAGCCAGCGGCUUCUACAGUGGUGAAUCGGAGGCACUGGCCGAGGGUUACACCAUGGAUGCCUUCUUCAUCUCUGACGGGCGCUCGAGGCGGAAGGGAGACACAGAGAGUCGUGGAGGGGGCUCAAGAAGCAGCAGUGCCAACGGCGGGGCUCAGGAGAGGGGAGCUGGCACGGCUCGCCACACCUGCAACGAGUGCGGCAAGACGUACGCCACUUCCUCCAACCUCAGCAGACACAAGCAGACGCACCGCAGCCUGGACAGCAAGAUGGCCCGCAAGUGUCCCACCUGUAAUAAAGUGUACGUGUCUAUGCCAGCGUUGGCCAUGCACAUCCUCACCCACGACCUCAAGCACAAGUGCGACGUGUGCAGCAAGGCCUUCAGCCGGCCGUGGCUCCUUCAAGGUCACAUGCGCUCGCACACGGGGGAGAAGCCCUUUGCCUGCGCACACUGUGGCAAAGCCUUUGCUGACCGUUCAAACCUCCGCGCCCACAUGCAAACACACUCUGCCUUCAAGCACUACAGAUGCAAGCGCUGCAAUAAGACCUUCGCUCUCAAGUCCUACCUGAACAAGCACUAUGAGUCAGCUUGCUUCAAGGGCUCUGCGGACGAAGACGACUCUGGAUCAGAAAAUUAACCACGAGAAAAAAGCAAAAUUUUGAACCCCUGUUGUAGGUUCACAACCAAUAACCCUGUUCACUCUGCCCUCCAUGCCUUUUUUCUUCCCUUUUUUUAGAAAGCAAUAUUUUCACUGAGAUUACGUGAAGAAACUCUAAUGAUUAUGGCAAAGACAAUUUCAAAAGAUGCUGGAUUUUUUCCCUGCACAGUAGCUAAUCGUCCACAGAAACAUACAAUCAAACAACCUUCCCCCAAAUAGAGACUGUAGAUGAUAGUUGUACACAAUUAAGCAAC